UCUUUUCCGCUGCACGCCAACUGCUCGAUAAAUUGUCUCUUAAAAAAUUUGAAGCAUAUAUGUGUGUGUGGGUGAAUUGCGUAUCUGUUUUGCAAUCUUAACUAUCUAUGAAAUUAUGGAUACUGGAAACAACUUUCCUAUUUGCUCUGUUUGAUAAAACUGAAACUUGGAAACUGGAGCCUGAACCCCGUGCAGUGAAUUUGUUUUGCCCUUUUUUACUGACUAUGGAAGGGGAUUUUGUUUGUUUUAGUUUUGAGGGUGUUGAGUUAAUGCUGCAAGUUACAUUCUUUUUUAUUUUUUAUUUUUUUAAAGGAAUAGCAGAUAUAUCAACAAUAUUAUGGCUGCAAACAGGCCUCGGACUAGCAGUUUCUCUCGUAACAUUGCUGUUGCUCCCGUGCCCCAGAUUCCUGGACUUAAGCAUGGCCCAAAUGGCACAAUGUUUCUUUCAUCUGGCAUAUCUGAUCUCGACAGGGAUUGUUCACAAACAGUCGCUGCUUUAUGCCAGUCCUGAAAGGGAUCCCCGUAGUUUUCUUGGUACUUUGCCAAGUCUAAUGUCUUCCAAGGAUGACAAGUCUCGUGAGAGGGACACAGAACAGGACAAGGGUUUAAGAAUUGCUUGGCAAUAUAAGAAGUAUUUCGGUGAACAAAAUUCAGAGGUUCAGCUAGGUGGAAAAGCUGAAUAUUGCAAUGACUUUGACUUGCGGAAGCCAUUAGAGCGGCAUUUCCUUAGUGGACAACGCAUUGAUUGCAUUAGUCUUCAGGAUUUUCCCAAUCUAGACCCUCUACGUCAGUGUUGCUCAACUUUCUUAGCCCAAAUCCCAAGAUGUGAUGGUAACAUGACUUGCACAGGCAGAAUUGCCAUUCAGUCACUAUGUGCUCCUCAGUGCAAGUUUUCCAACAACGAGUGGGACAUCCUUUCUUUCAUCAGAUCUUUGAAAUGCAUGAUACGGUCCUCAAAUGCAGUUGCAGUCAUAUCUUUUCCUUCAUCUCUUAUUUCCCCAUCCUCCUUGAAGAGAUGGCAGCAUCUAGCAGACACAUUAAUCUCUGUUCGACCAAUUCCAGAUGAGGACAAGGACUUGGCAAAGCUUCUCACGGGUUACCAGGACAUGCUUGGUCUUCUCAAUGUGCACAAAGUGGCACAUAUUAAUACACAGGUUCCUGUAAUUCUUGAAGCGACCACGUUUUCAAUUAAACUCCACAAGCGACGAUCAUUAAUUCUAGAGUGUCUAAAUCAAGCCCCUGUUGAUGGUUCAAGUGGGGCUUCAUAUGGUUCUUCUGGUAAUUGCUCCGGGAGUUCCAAGACAGGGAACCUCGACUUUUAGUUGGCACCAGAUUGCUGUUAACUGCAAUCUUUCAGGAUUGUACUCAUAUUUACUUGAUCACAUCCAGUCAUGGUGAAGGUUUGGUUGACUUUUGACAGAUGCAUUAUCAUUCUCAUCUGAGAUUGAAGCAAAAAUGAGUUCGUGAGAGAAAAUGUGCAUUGUACUUUGUAAUGCAGUAAUCUGUUAUUUGUAUUGAGUCUGACAUACCCAAGAUGAAAUCAGAUUGAAUGUAACUAUAGAUCAAUAUGUAAUAGGUAUAGAGCUGGUUAGAGUUAUAGACUAAACAUAAUGAUCCUGGUUUUCACAUAAUCUAUUUUUCUGAAGAGCUUAUUGUGCACUUCUACUAUUUUAUACUGUCCAAGUGUUUCAUUGAACCUUGUACCGUAUAAUUUGUGACACAUGUUCUUUCA
Molecule: messenger RNA, 1732 nt
Organism: Ipomoea triloba (trilobed morning glory)
Lineage: Eukaryota; Viridiplantae; Streptophyta; Magnoliopsida; Solanales; Convolvulaceae
Product: elongator complex protein 4-like
Exons: 8
Coding region: 108-1322 (404 amino acids)
Biological process (GO): tRNA wobble uridine modification
Cellular component (GO): cytoplasm; elongator holoenzyme complex; transcription elongation factor complex
Source: RefSeq, a predicted model, not a curated record